AUGAAGCUCGAGAACAACGACAACGGCAACACCACCAGCGGCAACAGCUCUCCUCGGGUCGGCGAACACCCCACCAUUUUGGAGGCUGCUCGCCUUUCGAUUAGGGACGUGCAAGUUCCACUUCCCCAGAGGACCGGGGGAGGUGUUUCCAAGGACAACCUCAUGUCGAUUAUUCAGAGGACGUUGGAGCUUGUCGAGGCUGAACUUGAAGAUGACGAUGACUUGUUUAAUGCUUCCACUACUAUCCCUUCGCUUCCCAUGCCCCCUCCCAGGAACCACUUCCAAGGACGAUUCCAUCAGAUGGGACAGUAA
Molecule: messenger RNA, 312 nt
Organism: Seminavis robusta
Lineage: Eukaryota; Bacillariophyta; Bacillariophyceae; Naviculales; Naviculaceae
Source: the annotation of a GenBank genome assembly